This is a messenger RNA of Entrophospora candida, 573 nucleotides long. The record is from the annotation of a GenBank genome assembly. Lineage: Eukaryota; Fungi; Glomeromycota; Glomeromycetes; Entrophosporales; Entrophosporaceae.
AUGGAAGAAAAUAAACAGAACCAAACUUUGUCACCCUCAAAGAAGCCGAAUCGUCAAAAACUUAGAAAGGAGCGUAAGGCAGCAAAACUGAAAGAAUUAGAACAAGAGGCAGAUGAAGAAAUAAAGAACCAAGUCAAUAUGAAAGAAGUUGAGUCGAAUUCUAUUAAUCAAAUUAUAUCUAAGUUAGGGUUUACUAUUAAAGAGAUUAAUUACAAAGACUUAAGGGAAAAAGCAGCAGAUUAUAUGAAAGAACAUGUUGAUGAUUUUUUACCUUUUGUUCCAGCUUCACAAGAUGGUGAAAUGUGUAGUUUAGAACAAUAUCAAAAAUAUUGUAAUGAUUUAAAAAAUACUGCAAUAUGGGGUGGACAGUUAGAAAUUUUGGCAUUAUCAAGAUAUUUUCAAAUUCCAGUUCAUAUUGUACAAAUGAAUUCUCCAAUUUUAAAAGUUCUUGAUGAAGAGUUUCCAAACAAAGAUCCAAUAACUUUAUCAUUUCAUCGUCAUAUGUAUGGGUUAGGUUCUCAUUACAAUUCACUUCGAACUGUAUCAUCUUCUCUUUCCUCAUCAAUAUCAUAA